Molecule: messenger RNA, 201 nt
Organism: Entrophospora sp. SA101
Lineage: Eukaryota; Fungi; Glomeromycota; Glomeromycetes; Entrophosporales; Entrophosporaceae
Source: the annotation of a GenBank genome assembly
AUGACAUAUCAGUGUUACAUUUUACCAAAAGACGAUUUAAAUGAUUAUAUUAAUUAUGAAAAUAGUGAGGAUAAUGUUGAAUUAGAAUUGCAAAAUAUAAUGAAUGAACAGUAUAAAGAAUACAUAACAACUGAAGACUAUAUUAAUUGUAAUAACACUUACGAAAUUGAAGCAAUGCCUGGAUUAUCGCUGUUGUUUUAA